GUAAGCUACACAGUAUUGUGCAAGUCUUGUGUUGAAAAUCAACCUUUAUUUCUUGAAAUUUAUACUUCUGAUCUCAAACCUUCCGUCAACAGAGUGUCCUGUUCCCCUGCCCAAUGGGUUACAUUGGGAGGAAGAGGAAGAGGAAGAGCGGUAACAGACCCUCUGAGCCAGCGAACCCCUCUGGGCAGAGCAGCCCACAGCCAGGACCCUCUGGGGAACCUACUACCCUCGGUGAUGACCAGGCAGGGGCAUCAUCCAAGAGAUCCAGGCCUGGAACUGCCAGUCCCCUGCCCAGGGCUGCAACUUCCCCCGGCUCCCCAGAGCCGAGAGCCUCCAAUGAACUUGCUGCUCGCGGUGAUAAUGGUGGAUCCUCAUCAUCCAUGAGCUCCAGGCCUGGAGCUGCCAGUCCCCUGCCCAGGGCAGCAGACCCACCAAGAUCCCCUCAGCCAGUGGCAUCUCGUCAGGUGUUCGAGCCCAUGGAGGUGCCUGGAGCAGGGCCUGCAUACGGUUAUGGAUACCCACCUCACGCUCUACCUCAGGUCUUUGAGCCCAUGGAGGUGCCUGGAGCAGGACCAGCUCACGGCUAUGGAUACCCACCUCACGCUCCACCUCAGGUGUUUGAGCACGUGGAGGUGCCUGGAGCAGGACCAGCACACGGCUAUGGAUACCCACCUCACGCUCUACCUCAGGUCUUCGAGCACGUGGAGGUGCCUGGAGCAGGACCAGCACACGGCUAUGGAUAUCCACCUCACGCUCCACCUCAGGUCUUUGAGCAUGUGGAGGUGCCUGGAGCAGGACCAGCUCACGGUUAUGGAUACCCACCUCACGCUCCACCUCAGGUGUUUGAGCACGUGGAGGUGCCUGGAGCAGGACCUGCAUACGGUUAUGGAUACCCACCUCACGCUCCACCUCAGGUGUUUGAGCACGUGGAGGUGCCUGGAGCAGGACCUGCAUACGGUUAUGGAUACCCACCUCACGCUCCACCUCAGGUGUUGGCGCGUGAUCACCUGAACCCUGUGGUGGCCACUACUCUGGCUUCUCUCCCACAGAGUGCAACAGACGCGCUGGCCUUGUUCUCCACUCUGCUGGCCACCCUGCCGCUCUGUGGAGGUAAUGACCUCAACACCACAGAGCUGCUGGAGCACUUCCUGGCUGAGACAAACCACAAGCUCUCCACGAUGAUCUACGACAUCAUGACGUAUCACAAUGGUGGCUUUCCCCCCGGGUUCUACGACCCCGACGUCGUGACUGAGGAGACGCGGUGCCCCAUUUGCUUGGAGGACUACGAGGUGGGCGAUGCACUCUCCCUGUUUCCGUGCCAACACCUAAUGCACAACGUCUGCCUUCAGCGUUGGGUGGAGAGGAGCCGCACCUGCCCCGUCUGCAGGGCACCAGCGUAGGAGAGAAGUGGUCACACCACAAGCUGGGACCAGGGGCGCAAUAUCCCAUUCUGGACCAACCACCACCAAUGGACCCCCUGACAUUAUUAUGAAAAAAAAAUCGACCUGAACAAUUGGACUCCCUUCAGGGUCACACCACACUACAGGGGCUUAAAAUCACUGAUUCAUAGCCCAAUUAAAAAAUAUAUUUUUCUG
Molecule: messenger RNA, 1595 nt
Organism: Engraulis encrasicolus (European anchovy)
Lineage: Eukaryota; Metazoa; Chordata; Actinopteri; Clupeiformes; Engraulidae
Product: splicing factor 3B subunit 4-like
Exons: 2
Coding region: 114-1400 (428 amino acids)
Biological process (GO): ubiquitin-dependent protein catabolic process
Molecular function (GO): ubiquitin protein ligase activity
Source: RefSeq, a predicted model, not a curated record